This is a messenger RNA of Mustela erminea (ermine), 886 nucleotides long. RefSeq names its product serine peptidase inhibitor, Kunitz type 3 (gene SPINT3). The record is from RefSeq and is a predicted model, not a curated record. The transcript has 3 exons. Gene Ontology annotation, molecular function: serine-type endopeptidase inhibitor activity. NCBI's taxonomy places the organism in Eukaryota, Metazoa, Chordata, Mammalia, Carnivora, Mustelidae. Bases 475 to 768 code for a protein of 97 amino acids.
UUUUGUCGAGGUUUCAUUAAAUAGGCAUAGUUGGUUAAAUCUUUGGCCAUCGGUGACUGAAUUCUCUAAGUAGCCUUCUCCUCCUCAUCCCCAGAUGCUGGGUGAGGGUAGGGGCUGAAAGUCCCAACCCCCUAAUAACCUGAGCAGUUUUUAUGGACCCUGCACCCUCCAGCAGCCAUCCAGGGGCUCCUUCCUGUGGCCAUUCAUUAGCAUCCAAAAGACAGUACCUCCCAAGUGUUUCUAGAGUCUGGGCUGUAAGUGGGACAAAGAUCUAAGAGUUAUUUGUUUCAUUAUACUACUGUGUGGUUCAGGGGAGAGGCAGAAACCAGGAACAGGGAAUCUCAGAGAUGAGGCUCAGGUUCUGGUCGAUGAGCAUUAGGCAGGAUAAUGUUUUAAAAGCUGAAAACGUGCUGAUCUACUUUUUAGAGUCCUGAAAAGCCCCUGCCAUUAAAACUUCCUGCCUUCCCUGAAGACAUGCAGAGUGGUUUGGCUCCCCUCACAGAACUGCCCUCCUUUCCAGGCCCCAGCCUCGAGAAGACAGCCCAUCUCAAGAAAGGGGCUCCCUGGGAGCUGUCCCAAAUUCUGCCUGCCCUGUGCCAGCUCCCCCCAGUGAGGGGUCCCUGCAGAGGCCUCUUCUACCGGUACUUCUACAACGACACGUCCAGUGAGUGUGAGCGUUUUACCUACAGUGGCUGUCAGGGCAAUGACAAUAAUUUUGAGACCGCGGAGAUCUGCGUGAGGAUCUGUAAGCCCCCUGAGACCAGGUAAAGGACAGCCGAAGACCAAGCCUGCAUCCUCCCAGCCUUGUCUGAAAGCUACUGGGCCUCCCUUCCUGGGCUUGGUCCCUGCUUGGAACCCAUCCUGUUACCCAUCAGGCCUGGAUCAA